CAAACGGGUAAAGGCUGUGCUCCAUUUUGCAUAACACAUUUUCAUCGGCGAAAAUAAUUUGAAAAUCGAUCAGAAAUGAGGUUUUCAUUGAUAUUCGCAAUAAGUGUUCUGCACAUUUUUGAGAUUGCAUCAACGCAACAAUAUAAAUACAUUAAUAUAGGCGGCAUUUUCCCGAAAAACAACAAUGAAUUGGUGGAAUCCUUCGAAAAUAUAGCUAAAACGAAAAAUACAUUUAGUGAGACGGUCAAAUUGGAAACAAUUAUUAGCACUGUCGAUAUAAACGAUAGUAUUCAAGUGCAAAAGGCUGUUUGUGACAUGGCUGACCAAAAUGUUGCAGCAAUUUUUGGUCCAAAUUCUCUGAAGACUUCAGGUCUUGUGGCAUCGAUUUGUAAGAAACUUCGGAUUCCACAUUUCACAGCCUUUUUUCAGCCAAUUGAGAUCGACAAUUUUAACAGAACCAAUUCCUAUACUCGAAACUUAUUUCCACAUGCGAAGAAGUUUUCCGAAGCCAUGAUGGAAAUUGUGAAAAGCUUGCGAUGGACGAAAUUUGCGAUCAUUUACGAUUCGGAAGGAAGUUUGGAAAAAUUUCAAGAUACAUUCAAUGACAUUGCAAGAUUGGAUACUACUGGUGAUCCAUCCAUAGCCGUUUAUAAAUUGCCCACCGAUUCGGACAACUAUGAGCCUUUGCUCAAAUCCAUAUCAAAAUCAGGCCACAAUCGAAUUAUAAUCGAAUGCACAAUGGAACACACUUAUUCCAUUCUAAAACAAAGUUCCAAAGUUGGAAUGAUGAGUGAAUAUGUGAGUUAUUUUAUUACGGGUAUUGAUGGAUAUUUGCUUGAUUUGAUGCCAUUGCCCGAUGUGAGCGCAAACAUCACAACAAUUCGUUUCAUAAAUCCAACGAAUGCUGACAUUUACGAAUAUGAAAUCAAACCAUAUUUCGUGCGAAAUCGCAAUUACAAACCAAUGUUCAAUCCGUAUUCAAUGACAACAGAAACUGCUUUGAUGCAAGACGCUGUGACGGUGUUCUCGGAGGCUUUUGGCGACAAUAGAACAUUUAUCGAACAAUUUAAUAUGAGUCCAACUUCUUGUUACGCCACUUACGAUGAAAAUCAAUCCGACAAUGACAGCGGCAGAGAUAUUCUCAACAAAGUCGAUGAAAAUACCGUUCGAGGAUUAACCGAGGAAAUUCAUUUCAAUGAAGACGGACAACGAGAUUUGUUUUAUAUUGAGGUGCUUCAACUAUCUCGCAAUGAGUCCAGUGAUAAUUAUAACAACUACAAAAAUAUUGCUGUUUACGACUCAAGAAAUUAUAAUGUAACAUUGUUGCGUAAUUCUACAACUGUUGCUGAAGAAACAACGUUAUCGAUGGUAGGCAGAGAAUUGAAAGUAAUUAUUCGCAAUGAAGAGCCAUUUGCUAGGAAAAGACAAGGUUUGAUUCAGGCUGCAAAUGCAAGUGACAUCGAUUUGUACGAAGGUUUUGCAUUGGAGCUAAUUAAAAACAUUUCGGAGAAGUGUGGCUUUCGAUACACAGUUUCGGUUGUGAACAUGCCAAGUGGUAAAAUCGAAAAUAAUGAAUGGAAUGGAAUCGUUAGGGAAAUUAUUGAGAAGAGAGCUGACUUCGCAAUUGGUGAUAUAACCGUUACUUCUGACCGCAAACACGUAAUGGAUUUUAGCCAGCCUUUCAUGACGCUAGGUAUCAGCAUUUUGUACGCCAAUCCAAAUAAACAAGAACCUGGACCGUUUUCAUUUAUGGAACCAUUAUCAACAAACGUUUGGUUUACUGUGGCCACAGCUUUUCUGUGUAUUUCGAUUAUAGAAUAUCUACUGGCAAAGAUGGCCGCAAAUGAUUGGGAAAAUCCACAUCCAUGUGAUGAAAACCCCGAAGAAUUGGAAAAUAUUUGGAACAUGCAUAAUUGCAUAUGGCUGACUGUCGGUUCUAUUAUGCAACAAGGAUGUGAUAUUCUUCCCAAAGGUGUGCCCACUCGCUUGGCUGUUGCCGUUUGGUGGUUCUUUGCUCUCAUCGUCAGUUCUUCAUAUACGGCAAAUCUAGCGGCUUUCUUGACCAAGGUACAAAUGGAAGAGAGUAUCAGUGGCGUUGAAGAUCUUGCAAAACAAAGUAAGAUCCAAUAUGGAUUGGUAAGAGAUGGAACCACAGAAGCAUUUUUCAAGUACUCAGAAUAUCCCACCUAUCAAAAAAUGUGGUCGGUUAUGGAAAAAGAUCCAAGCGUGUUUGUAAAAAGCAAUAAAGAAGGUGUUCAACGAGUUAAAAACGGUAAUAAGAAUUAUGCAUUCUUUAUGGAAUCAGCGCCAAUCAAGUAUGAAGUUCAACGAGAUAAGGAACGUUUAGUGCAAAUCGGAGAUUUAUUAGAUUCCAAGGAAUAUAGUAUUGGUAUGCCGUUAAAUUCGCCAUAUAGAGAUCCAAUUAGUAGGGAAAUUUUGCUCUUGAAAGAGUCGGGAAAUAUUGAUGCAUUAAUCGAAAAAUGGUGGGAGAAUAAAAAAGAUGAAACGAACAAAGACAACAAAGAACCAAGCGACACUCCUGAAUUGGACGUCAAGGAAUUACGUGGCAUAUUUAUGGUUUUGGGCGUUGGUUUACUGUUGUCAAUUUUCGUUGGAAUUCUCGAGUUCAUUUGGUCCGUUCGGCGAACAGCAAUCGAUGAAAGGAUAACACCAUAUGAAGCCUUCAAAAAGGAGUUAAAGUUUGCAGUGUCUGUGUGGAAAGUUCGUAAACCAGUUGCACGUAUGUCAAGUAGGUCAAGUACUGAAACUUUGACGCGUUCAUAUAAAUCAAACGACGAGAAUGACGAAGAUGUCCCACUGAGUUCACUCAAAAGUGUCAAACAAAAUGGGUUUAAUUAAACUAAAAUAUUUGUUUUGUUUUCAUUUUACUGCUGUAAAAUCUGUAUAUUUUCUGUUUUUAUAGACUAAUAAAAUUACGGUGACAGAUUA
This is a messenger RNA of Contarinia nasturtii (swede midge), 2949 nucleotides long. Its product is annotated as glutamate receptor ionotropic, kainate 2-like. Gene Ontology annotation, biological process: modulation of chemical synaptic transmission; monoatomic ion transport; synaptic transmission, glutamatergic. The coding region runs from base 76 to 2859 and encodes 927 amino acids. Gene Ontology annotation, molecular function: glutamate-gated receptor activity; transmitter-gated monoatomic ion channel activity involved in regulation of postsynaptic membrane potential. The transcript is spliced from 19 exons. Gene Ontology annotation, cellular component: postsynaptic membrane; plasma membrane. NCBI's taxonomy places the organism in Eukaryota, Metazoa, Arthropoda, Insecta, Diptera, Cecidomyiidae. The record is from RefSeq and is a predicted model, not a curated record.